Messenger RNA from Penicillium chermesinum, 1773 nucleotides. RefSeq names its product prefoldin-like protein. NCBI's taxonomy places the organism in Eukaryota, Fungi, Ascomycota, Eurotiomycetes, Eurotiales, Aspergillaceae. Bases 1 to 1773 code for a protein of 590 amino acids. Gene Ontology annotation, biological process: negative regulation of transcription by RNA polymerase II; negative regulation of phosphatase activity. Gene Ontology annotation, molecular function: transcription corepressor activity; chromatin binding; phosphatase inhibitor activity. The transcript has a single exon. The record is from RefSeq and is a predicted model, not a curated record.
AUGGGGGUUCCCACACAUAAUCUGACAGCUCUUGAGCAGCGUCGACGAGCCCUCGAAGAGAACAUCCUCCAACUUCAGAAAUCCCUCUACCACUGGCGCACUCUCGAAGCAGACUACGAUGGACUCCGCGACGAAGUCAAGAGCCUUGAUGAAGACGCGACAACCGACGAAUUCCUUCUUGUCUCCCGCGAACUCGGUAGCUCGCAAGUGAAGGAAGAGGAUAUGAAAAGCAUUCUCGAUACAAAGGGCGCGAGGAGAUCACGCGAUCAAGUUGUUGAUAUCCUUGGACGGAGAAUUGAUUACGUGCAGCAAAACGUUUCUAUUGUGGAAAAACGCCUGCGGGCUGCGGAGGAUGAGCUCUAUGCGUUAGAUGCCGGAGAUCAUCCGCCAGUGCAGGGUGGCUGUAACUUUGCGAUGAAGGAGAUCUUUGAAGAAUUGGAUGACGAUGGAGCUAUCAUAUCUAGCUCUGUGAACGAUCCCGGCGACCAAGCACCACAAUUGCUAGACCUUCUGAAGAAAGCCGGGGUGGAGAAUAUACCCGACAUCCCUAAAGCCAGGGAGCUUGCUGCCAAGGGUACUACCCCCCGUGCAGACGCAGAGCCUAGCCACGCCGAGGAAGCGCAGCCAGCUGUUAAUGCCGCAACGAGUGACGCAAGCCCUGCCCCUCCCCCCGAGACAAAAACCUCUUCACAAGAGGAGGCAGGCGAAGAACUGGACCUAUCUCAGCCAGUCUCAUUGGUCACAGACGAAGAUCGCAGCGUUCCACCCGUUACGGAUGUGGAAGAAUCAGCGGAAGAUGCCCGCCUUCGCCGUGAAAUGCUCCAGUACGGCAUUGACGAGGUUGGAGCUAUCGUUGCUGAGCUUGAACUGGAUGAGGAGGGCAGUGAAUUCUCCGUGGACGACGAAGACUUCGAAUUUGGAACUGACGACGAGGAUGAGGACGAAUUCGGUCGCUCCCACACGGAGCUCACGGAGGAAUAUCACCAACAGAUGCGUGAACUGGAAAAGAGACUGACCGGACGCGAGAUGUUGAAUAUGGGCAAAGACGUGCGAGCGAUCCCAGAAAAUGUACAAAUCCAAGAAGCCGAACCAGAGGUGGAACUCAUUGAGGAGGUACCAAUGGGUGACGCUUCCAAGCGCUCAGAGAAAGACAAGAAAGCCAAGAAGCGUGUCGCUUUUGCGGAUGAACUUGAUAUUGCUCCUUCUUCCGAAGGCCCCUCAAUUGAGCAGCUUCCUUCCGCGGAGAAGAGGACCCUGCCUCCAAUGCCCGAGGCGCCCCCGCUUGCAGAUGCCAUUAUUGAGCGUACCGAUCGUGUUCCGGAGAGCCAUCAGAACGCUGAAGCACCAAAGAAGGUUUCUCGAUUCAAAAGUGCUCGCGCUGCAGUGCAAGCCCCAUCAGGGCUGGCUGCAUCCACCUCGAGCCCGGGUUUUCCAGGACCACAACCCGUUCGAAAGCAAGCUAAUGCCGUGCCGUCCGCUAUUCCCCCAGCUCUUUUCCCCGCCACCCCUUCAGAACCAAAGCCUUUUUUAACUCCGAUCGCAGACAACUCGGAUACACCCUCUGCUCCCCAGCCCCCUCAAGGCAAAACUCUAGCUGAUAUGCUCGUCGAGCGCGAGACUGCCCGAGGUCCAGUCAACGCCCCGAGCCUGAUGAGCUUGAUGAGGAAAUUCAUCGGAAAGAGAUCGCAAGCGAAUUUUACCGUUUGCGAAAUCGAAAAAUCCAGAACCACGGAGGCUUUCUCAAUGACGAGGAGCCCGAGGGUGUACCCUUGA